ACAAGUUAUAAAACAAAUUGGUACUAUAAAAAUGAUGAUAAAGUUAUAAUUUAAGAGUUUAAAUUGUUAAUCCAUAGCUACACUUUAUUAAUGCUAGCGUAGUUGUAAAAAUAGUGUAACAAAACUCAGAUUUUACUGUGAGUGAGAUGUUAAGCAUCAUAUUGGAAGCACACAAGGUUAAAAUAAAAACAAUUUAAUGACUAAUUAAGUAUUGCAGCGGUAAACAUUUUCGUGUACAAAAUAUACAGUGUAAGGUGACUAAUUAAAUUUGUUGACAAAGGUGUAUUGUGAUGGCAGUUACAUCGGCUAACCAUUUAGUGAUCGUAUUUGAAAGCGUAUCAGUUAAGUGCAGCCAGAAAUUAUCUGACAAUAAACUGUUCAUCAAAUUUUGUGAAACUUGGAGGGUUGUUUUAGCAGAAUUUAUAUCAACGUUACUUUUAGUUUUACUCGGAUGUUUAUCAUGUGUGCCGAUUCAAGGACUUGCGUACCAACCACCAUUAUACGCGCCACUUGGCUUUGGAUUUGUGGUUCUAUUCAAUAUCCAAGCAUUUGCACAUAUCUCAGGAGCACAUAUGAACCCUUCUGUUACCUUAGCGGCUGUGCUCUGGGGUAAAAUAUCAAUAGGACUGGGUAUAGCCUAUGCGAUAGCUCAAUGUGCGGGUUCCAUAAUUGGGUAUAGAGUAUUGAUGGCUUUGUCUCCAGUCAAUUUGAUAACUGGUGGAAUUUGCACAACACAACAUAUUUCGGAACUCACAGUGUAUCAAGCGUUGGCAGUCGAAGUAGUACUGACGGCGGCGUUGAACUUCCUUAAUUGCGCUAUAUGGGACCCAAAAAAUAAAUCACUUGAGUCGGUCGCUUUGAAAUUUGGAUUUACGGUUGCUGGAUUAUCGAUAGCUGGAGGCCCGCUGACGGGUGCCAGUAUGAACCCAGCUAGAUCCCUAGGUCCAGCGGUUUGGACGGGUGUAUGGGCCGCGCAUUGGAUCUAUUGGGUUGGACCAUUACUCGGUGGAUCACUGUCUGCUUUAUUCUAUAAAUAUGUAUGGUUGAAUAAUAAAAGUGAUGACUUAUGAUCGAUGUAUAAUAAAUGAUUUUUCGUAUG
Molecule: messenger RNA, 1099 nt
Organism: Papilio polytes (common Mormon)
Lineage: Eukaryota; Metazoa; Arthropoda; Insecta; Lepidoptera; Papilionidae
Product: aquaporin-4-like
Exons: 1
Coding region: 291-1070 (259 amino acids)
Biological process (GO): transmembrane transport
Cellular component (GO): plasma membrane
Molecular function (GO): water channel activity
Source: RefSeq, a predicted model, not a curated record